CGCCAGCUUACUACAGCGCAAUCGAGUCACUAUCCUCACUAAAAUUACAGCGCCCUUAUCCCCACCUUUUUUUCCCUCAAGCUCAACACUACCAAAGACAGCCUUGGUGCAAAAGCGGCGAUGCCCCGCGCUACCCAAACCUUGCAUCGCAAACUCGACUGCUUCAAAGCUUCAUCGUUUCCUUGCACCCGCGUAAACAAUGCUGCCGACUACCAUUAGAACGCCUCCGGCAAUUGCCGACUUCAUCCUGCUUGCCGAAUACCAAUCACAGACUCCCGAAUCCUUUGCCGACUCCAAGCCCGUUCUUCACUUGCACCUUGCGGACGCCCAAGCUUCAGUUCCCAAGUCGCAAGCAGGAAAGCUUGCCGUAUUUCCUGCCGAUGCCUCUGCAACUACUGACAGCACUGGCGAAGAGAUCGUCCAGCAGAAUGUUGCCGUCUUUGUGACCUCGUCAAACUUCACAAUCUUCAGCACCGAAGCUGAAACUGGUGUCACGAUCCCUUACCCCUCGAUAUCGAUCCAUGCUAUCAAGCAGGUUACGCCGACCAGUGAAGGCGGUCCCACACAGGCUGUCUGGAUGCAAGUCGAGAUUUCCGACGGCGGCGCAAACGACGACGACUUUGGAACCAUCGAGCUUACAAUCACUCCUCCCACAGCAGCUGAGGGCGAGCCCAGUACCGCAUCUCAGCUCUACGAGGCCGUGGCCAACUGCUCAAACCUCCACCCGGACCCGGAGAAUGAAGAUGACGAAGAAGAGGGUGACUACUACGACCGCAUUGUCAUUGAGGGCAGCGCAGAGCACGAGGCGCUCGAGGGAUUCACCGGCGUAAUGCGAGGCGCAACAGACGGUGGUCUACCUCCCCCUAUGCCUGGAAGCGGCGGCUGGAUUACAGCCGACAACGUCCACGAAUACUUUGACGCUGACGGCAACUGGAUCGGUCCCGAGGAAGAAGGAGAAGGCGAUGGAGAAGAGGCCGAGGGCACCGGUGGCCGCGUGAGACCUAGAGAUGAAGCCGAAAACGGAGAGGUCAAUGGCCACUCUACCGAAGCUGAUGCCGAGAAUAAACGACAAAGGGUUGAAUAAACAACACAGUCUGCUAUUACAAUAUCAACUACAAAGGUUGAUGACAAACAAAAAAAGAGGCGUUCAGGUCGGAAUAUUACGUUGUUUUUAACAAAAAUUAGAUCGAAAGACUAAAGUUUUACCAAUUCGACGCUACUACACAGCACAGUAGCAACAGUGGCUGUAUUCUGAAAGAGAGAAAAAGUUGUUUUGAAAAUUAUACUGGUCUGUCCAAAAUACGAAGAAUAAAGAGGAUAUGCUCCAAUGGCGCCAAAGGCUGCUUUCAGCCUAUAUGUGAUGCAUCUAACAAAAACAAUAUUAUGACCGUGGUAUAUGAAAUUACAGAAAAAGGUGUAAGAAGAAAGAAGAAGAAGAAAGUUCUUGUUCCGCAACCAGAACAAGAUAUGGGUAUAAAGUAAGUGCAAGAAUCGAAAAGAGGUAUUAAAAGAUGCCGAAUCACAUCCUCAAAGGUCGGUUGCGAGUAUCGGCGAGGUUGAAGCUGGUUCCGUCAAAGAUGACCAUGCUGUCACGCUUCUGGCGGCGACGUUCCUUCUUGGAAAGCUCCUCAACAGUCUGGUGCAUGGGCUUGGGACCCUUGGGUGGGCUAGCUCUUCCGGCGCUCUGAGGACGAGACGGGCUUCGGAUGGGCACAGUAGGCUUGGGAGACGAGCGAGGGGACUCAAUGACAAGGUUGGCGGCAGAAGUAUCUUCACGGAGGCCCUGGGACCCAGCAGUGUCACUACGGACAAGCGCGGUUCGGAUACCGAGGCCCUGGUUCUCCUUGCCUUCGACAACUUCCUCGCGCAGCUUGGAGGCUCCAGGAGGGCCAGGGUAGCGGCGAGCUCCCUGAGGUCGGCUUGUAGGCUGUCCACCAGUCGAGUAGGACUUGGUGUGCGACUUGCCCAUGUUGAAGUAGUGGCGGUCACCGAUGCGUGGGCCGUUGGCGUGCUGGGUAGACGAGGUUUCGCUGGCCUGAGCGGACUGAAGCGAGCCUGUGCUCUGGGAACUGCGCAGACUGUUCAUGCGUCUAAGCUCGGCAACCAUGCAGCUGACGCUGUUGAGGCCCUGGAUGGCCUUGAUGGUGGGCUUAAGGGCAGGAGAUCCAGUGGAAAGAGCACCGCUGCCUUGGACGCUGGAGGGGGCUUCGGACUGGUAGUACGAGCUGCUGUCCGAGACCUUGCGCUCCAUGGUCUCGCGAGGAGGAGGAGAGAGAAUGGUUACAACAGUGCCGUCGGGGCCAGAGACAGUGGGAGGAGCAGGCAAGGUUCUCUUGGGCGAAGAAGUUGCCAUGAGCAUGGAGAUAAUAUCGCCUUCGUUGUAGGGGGAAGAAGAGGCGUUGGAAGCCGCAUCGUCGUCGUUUCCGUCGCCGGUCGUCGACAAGGGGCUGGCAGUGGGUGACCGGCGUCUGUUGGAGAUGUGCGUAAUAACAUCCUUGGAGGGAGUAUCAUCAUCAGCUGGGGACAUGGACUUGGGAGUCGACGCCUCAGACAUGGAUGCCACGGAGACGGAGACGAAGCUCUCAUCAUCAUCAUCGUCAUACGAUGAUUCGGGAGAGUUGAGGAAGGUCUCGCGGGAAGGGUCCUCGAAGAUCUGAACAAACUCGCCAGCCUUGGGGCGGACUUCUUCGGAUUGGCUCAUCUGAGGAGGCUGGAGAACAAUAGACAGAUUAUUGGGGUCAAUGAGGGCGCUAUCUCGGAUGGGUUUGCCAUCGGCUCUGUCCGAGUGAGGACGAGUGUAGGACGGCACAGCGCGGACUGUGGUCUUGAUCAUAGUGUCAGAGUUAGAAGUCAAAGGUCGGGGGCCGCUCAUUGGCUGGUAGCGAGCAGCCAAGCUGUUCUUCUCAACGAAUGGGUCGUCCUCCUCGGGCUCACUGUAGAGUGUAGAAAGACUGCUAGAUGCAUCGCUAUCCUGGGAUCUGCGACGCUGAGGGCUGCGUUGCGGGCUGCGCUGGGGGCUUCUCUGAGGGCUUCUGGGAGCACGUUCAGGGCUCUUGGGAGCCAGGUUCUGGGCAAGAUGUUGGUUGUUUUGUGUCUCCCACUCGCGGCCACGCAGACGGCUGGGGCUGGAGUGACCACCGGGGAGCUGGAGCUCUUCAAUGGCUUCGGCAAUAAGACUGUUUGCAACGCUGCCAAUAGAGUUGGUAGAGUCCACUUGGGUAGCCCAGGUGUUGGAUUCGAUGAGAGAGCCGCGCUUAAAAGGACUAGGAGGUUGCUGGGAGGAGUUGGAGUUGGUCUUGAGACUGCGAGGAGUUCGCAGAGAAACAGGGCGCAUGAGCGAGCUGCGUGGCGUUCGAGACGGUGAUGUCUGACCCUCUCUGAGGCGCUGGUCGGUGCAACGCAAAAUAUCACGAAGCCCAGACUCGGCAACAGAGAGUGGACGCCGUUGAGAAGAUUGUGAGACGCGCUUUUGGUUGUAUUCCUGCUGAAUCUCAGCAGCCUGUUGGUGCCAGUAUUGCUUAAAUGCCUGUUGCUGCUGAGCAUCAAUCUGCUCCUGGAUAUACGCGGCGUCUGGGGGCUGGAUGGCGACAUUAGUGCCAAGAUUAGGUUCUGAGUAGAAUCGUCCUUCCGAAGUUCCAUGGUCAACAGCUUCAAUAUCUCUAAUAGCAUCUGGAGCACCAAACCAGCUAUCGCGCAUCACCCAGGUCGACAUGCUCAGUCUCUUGCUAAGUCUCUUGGAAGGCUCCUCUUCCUCCGAUUGGCUGCGAUGCGUCUUGCUGCGACGGAUAUUGAAGAGGCUAAAGCCAGUCGAAGGCAAAGGAGGAAUAGCAGGAACAGCAGGCUCGUUGAGAGAGACGCGGCUCGAGUGGCUUCUGGUGAGAUGGCUGGAAGGGUAAGUGGACAGCUUGGAGUCGGACUGGGCGGCGAGCAUCUUGCGUUUGGCCAGUCUCGUAGGAGAGACUUGAAUUUUUGUUGCACACGAGACAUCAUCGCCAACCUUAUUGGGAACUCGGACUUCAGUCUCUAUUCUUCGGGCAAUGGGAGGGCCUCGUCGAAUCUUCCACAACAUGAGGAAGCCAAUGCAGAUAAACAACGACACGCCGCCGCAGACGGCAAUGCCAACGAUCCAUCCUAGACUGAGAGCUGUAGAGUCUCGGGCUAUCAGCGUCCUCUUUUCCGUAAUUGAAUCCAUGACGGAUUAUGUUUUGUUGGUGAUGUCAAAAUAAUACACGUGGUGAGAACCAGCACUGGCGACGCUAUUGCUUUUGCACCUCACAAUAUCACCUCAGAAGCAAGAGCAAAGUCGCGUAAAUACACAAGAACGCUGCUCACAACUUCCUACCUUAUGGCAAUACGCACUUGAUUACAGCUAUCGGGCGUCGAAGAGAGUCGUGGGGGGCGUUUGCUGGCGGUGAUGUCGAUUGGGAUGAGUACCAAGAUAUUUUCUUUCACGAAACUACGGUAAGGCCAUAUCCACAGACUUUUGUUCACUGCCCCCUAUCCAAUAAACAAUGCUGUUCCGUGUUGGUCGUCGUGAGGGCCUCGCUGGCUCAGCUGGAAUGCGUCGUGGGUAGCAACGCAUUCCACAUCACCGCCAUCGCCUGAGGCCUGGCGAAUAGGUUGCCUGCAAAGACAGAAAUAUAGAACAAAAUAUAUUUUCAACGACAAAGUAAAUAGUCAUUUCAUUUGCUCGUCUGAUGCCCCAUCCAGCAAUCUGGAUCGAUCCAUAUGGGUGGCGCUUAGAUCGAGGGCAGAGGAACUGCUCUUAGAAUAAACAUGAGCAUCGCUGUACGGUAACCAAAAUGUGAGACAUUUGCCUGAAAAUACACACAGGGUUUCCCACAAACACAGUUGCUUAGACAUAAGGACAAAAUCACACUGUAUUU
This is a messenger RNA of [Torrubiella] hemipterigena, 4886 nucleotides long. The record is from the annotation of a GenBank genome assembly. NCBI's taxonomy places the organism in Eukaryota, Fungi, Ascomycota, Sordariomycetes, Hypocreales, Clavicipitaceae.